CCAGUGCCCAUAAUGCCUGCAGGCUUCCCCCCUCCGCCCCCCCACCUUGCGCCCAUGCACCACAACCCCCCUGGGAUGCCCCCUUCAGGGGCACAACCCCACGGGGCGGCAGCAGCAGCGGCGGCGGCGGCAGCAGCAGCAGCUGCUGCUGCAUCCAUGCCCCUGCCUUUAGGGUUGGGAGGGUGGCCGAUUCCUGGUAUAGGCUUUUUUCCCCAAGCUGCGGCUGCAGCAGCGGCUGCUGCAGCUGCUGCUGGUUGGCCGCCUCCCUCCGCUGGAGGUCCUUCCUCUCUCCCCUCUACUCUCCCCUCCUCUCUCCCCUCCUCUCUUUCCUCCUCUCUCCCCUCUUCGCUCUCACACACGGGCCCAUCCUUACUGCAGCAUGCUGGAGGGGCGUCGCUGGCCCAUGCAGCCAGGGGUGAUGACGGGGUCUCCUCGCCUGCUGCUCUAGGCGCGCCUGGCCAUCCGUCCCAGCACACUCUCCCUCAGCCACCCCCCGGCCUGCUCCCUCUGCCCACGCAGCAGCAGCUGCACGGGCGCCGGCCCUGGAAGCGCUGUGCCCUGCACGUGUACAUUGCACACUUCAUCGAAUUCAACCGGCACGUGGCACGUCAGCAGCAGCAGCAGCAACAACAGCAGCAACAGCAGCAGCAACAACACCACCACCACCCGUUCUACCCGCCGCAUUUCAGCAACUAUGCAGCUGCAGCGGCGGCGGCAGCAGCAGCUGCAGUAGCGGCGUCGAAGCAGCCCCCUUAUGGGAUGAGCAUGCCACCGCAUAUGCCUGGAGCACCCCCACCCUUUGGGCUGCAAGCGGCCGCAGCGGCAGGAGCAGCAGCAAGUGCAGCGGCAGCUGCUGGUGCUGCAGCAGCAGCGGCGGCGGCAGCUGGGGCAGCAAGUACAGCAGGGGCAGCUGGGUCUCACGUACCCCCACCUUCGUCUCUCCCUACUGCACUCUCAGCCCCCCCCCCAGACUCUGCUGCUGCUCCAGCCACGGCUGCUGCUGCUGCGGUGGCGGCGGCGGCAGGCGUAGGGGCUGGUUUGGUAACAGGGGCAGGCGGGACAGGGGCAGGGGCAGGUGCAGCUGCUGGAGCGGGUGGAGGAAAGGAUAAGGUGGUAGCUGGUGUAGGUGCAGGUGGUGUGGCUGCAACUCCUGCUGCUGCUGCUGGUACUAAUUUUACUGCAGGAGGGAAGCAACAGAGCCAGCAGCAGCAACAGCAACAACAACAACAGCAGCUGCAGCAGCAACUGCAGCAACAACAGCAGCAACAGCAGCAGCAUCAGCAACAACAGCAACACUUACAACAACAGCAGCAUCAACAGAAGCAGCACCAACAGCAGCAACAACAACAACAGCAGCAGCCACAACAGCAGCAGCAGCAGCAGCAGCAACAGCAACAGCAACAGCAGCAGCAGCACCAACAACAGCAGCUGCAGCAGAAGCAGCAGCAGCUUCUGCAGCAGAAGCAGCAACAGCAGCACGUCUCAGUACCAUCCCAGGCUGGCCUAAGGGCAAGCGCAGGUGCUGCAACUGGCGCAGCUGCUGCAACUGGCGCAGCUGCUGCCGUUGCUGCAGGAGGUGCCGUGGGAGUGAGGCAGACAGCAGCAGCAGGAGGCCCCAAAGAGCCCGCCACAGGGUUAAAGCCUGGCGCCAAUGCAAUAGCAGCAGGGGGAGAUGUGCCUGGCAGGGAUGGUAACGCCACUGUUUCCGCUGGUCCUUCUGCUGCCACUGCCACUGCCGCUGCUACAGCUGCUACUGCUUCAGCUGCUGCUGCUGCAGCUGGUGCUGCGACAGCCGCUGCUGCUGCAGCCGUGACAAGACCAGCUGCUCCAGGCCCUGCGGUCUCUCCCAUGUCGUUGCAUGCCACUGCCUCUCCUGCCGUACCUGCUGCCGGACCUGCACCAGUGCCUGCGCCCGGGCCUGUUCCCGGGCCUCCGACGCCUAGUGCCAAACCUGUUCCAGGCUCGGAAGGGGGAGAGGAGGAGGGCAAGAGCAGAGUGGUCAGUGGGCAGGUGGCAGGUACGGGAGCUGCUGUAGCGUCGGCUGCAGGUGCUGCUGCUACAGCUGCAGGUGCUGCUUCGACCAGUGCUUUGGCAGCUGGUGCUGUUGGUGCAACAGCAGCAGCAGCAGCAGCAGCAGCAGCUGUUGGGCCACAGGGGCAGCAAGGCCAGGCCUUAAAGCUAGGUUUCGCAAACCAGCCAAUCAUGGCUCGGCACGGGCAGGUUUCUGGGCAGGUUCAGGUGCAAAUGAAGGCGCAGGGGGCACCAGGACACGGACCAGCAGGGGGGGCAUCAAUUGCAGGGAAAGGUCUGGCAGGGAUGGUAGGGCGAGAGGGGACAGUAGGGAGCAGUGCAGUAGGGUGCAGUGCGGUAGGGGGCAAUGCAGUAGGGACAAGUGCUCCGGGCAUAGCUGCUUCUGCUGGCAUGAACCACGUGGCAGGGAAACCUGGAGCUCCCCUGGGGACUCACAAGCAACAAGCAGCAGCCGCAGGAGCAGCAGCAGCAGGGCAGGCUUCCAGUCAGGCAGCACAGGGGCAGGCGCAGGGGCAGGGGCAGGGGCAGGCACAUGGGCAGGCGCAUGGGCAGGCACAUGGGCAGGCGCAUGGGCAGGCACAUGGGCAGGCGCAUGGGCAGGCGCAUGGGCAGGCACAUGGGCAGGCGCAUGGGCAGGCACAUGGGCAGGCGCAUGGGCAGGCGGCACAUUUGCCACGGGUGGCACCUGCUCCAGUGCAGGGUGCUGCUGCAGGGGGUCCGUCCACCCACCUGAGAAUACCUGGGAUUUCUCCUGCAGGGUCGAUUCAGGCAGGAGUGGGGCAGGCACCAUCAGUUCAGGCAUCAAUAGGACAGACAGGUGUAGGGCAGGGAGGAGUGGGGCAGGCGGGAGUGGGGCAGGCAGGAGUGGGGCAGGCGGGAGUGGGGCAGGCGGGAAUGGGGCAGGCAGGGGCAGGAGCAACCGGGUUUGGACAAGCAAGGGUCCAACCGGGAGUGGUGCAUGCAGGGGCGGUGCAAAGGCCCAUAGGGGCGGGGGUGGGGAUGGGGCUGCCAGGGACAGUGGGGCAGCAGAAGGGGAUGCCCAUUCCGCGCCUGGCUACCCCGUCCACAUCACCACCGCUGCCACAGCUGCUGCCACAGCAGCAGCAGCAGCAGGGGCAGCAGCAGCAGCAGCAGCAGCUGCAGCAGGGGCAGCAGCUGCAGCGGGGGCAGCAGCGUUUUGUGACGCAGCAAAAGCCGGUGUUGCUGCCACGGUUGCCUCAGCAGCAGCAGCAGCAGCAGCAGCAGCAGCAGCAGCAGCCAAGGCCACCCCAGCUGGUGCCGCAGCAACUGGUACUGCCAAAACCACAGCAUCAUCCUCACCAGCCCCUACAGCAACCCCUACAGCCGCCCCAGCAGCAGCUGCUCACGCAGCAGCAGCAGCAGCAGCAGCAGGGGAAGGAGGGGCAGGAACCACCUCAGAAGAAGAUGAGAACGGAUAAGGAGCCGGUGCAGGGGUUUGCAACAGCAGGGCAGGCAGGGACUAUGGGGGCAGGGCAGGCAGGGACUAUGGGGGCAGGGCAGGUGCAACCAGGGCAGGUGCAAACAGGGCAGGUUGCGCCAGGGCAGGGGCAAGCUGGCCAGGUGCAACUGGGGCAGAAGGGGCCGCUUGGGCAGCAGGGGGCUCAAGCUGCUGCUGGUCAGUCGCAUGUGGCAUCAGCGCAACGACCCGCAGGUGCUGCUCAGACACAUGGAGGGGCCAUCGCACCUAGGAAUGUUUCACCAGCACCUGUUGCAGCAGUUGUGCCAGCACCAGUGGCAGCAGCGCCAGCUGCAGCACCCGCAGUGGCAGCAGCGCCAGCUGCAGCACCACCAGUGGCAGCAGCGCCAGCUGCAGCACCACCAGUGGCAGCAGCAGCAGUUGCAACAGCAGCAAGGGGUGAGGCAGUUGGAGCAGCAGCAGUUGUAGCACCAGCACCAGUUGCAGCAUCAGCAGCUGGUGCCGCAGUUGGAGCAGCAGCAGUUGUAGCACCAGCACCGAGUGCAGCAGCGACAGUAGCACCCAUACCAGUUGCACCAGCGCCAGUUGCACCCGUAGUACCAGUUGCACCCGUAGUACCAGUUGCACCAGCACCAGCGGCAGCAGCACCAGUUGCACCCGUAGUACCAGUUGCACCAACACCAGCGGCAGCAGCACCAGUUGCACCCGUAGUACCAGUUGCACCAGCACAAGCGGCAGCAGCACCAGUUGCACCCGUAGUACCAGUUGCACCAGCACCAGCGGCAGCAGCACCAGUUGCACCCGUAGUACCAGUUGCACCAGCACCAGCGGCAGCAGCACCAGUUGCACCCGUAGUACCAGUUGCACCAACACCAGCGGCAGCAGCACCAGUUGCACCCGUAGUACCAGUUGCACCAGCACAAGCGGCAGCAGCACCAGUUGCACCCGUAGUACCAGUUGCACCAGCACCAGCGGCAGCAGCACCAGUUGCACCCGUAGUACCAGUUGCACCAGCACCAGCGGCAGCAGCACCAGUUGCACCCGUCGUACCAGUUGCACCAGCACCAGUUGCACCCGUCGUACCAGUUGCACCAGCACCAGUUGCACCCGUCGUACCAGUUGCACCAGCACCAGUUGCACCCGUAGUACCAGUGUCUGUUCCACCAGCACUAGCUGCAUUAUCAAAGCCUGUGGUACCAGCACCAAUGGCACCAGCACAGGCACAGGCAAAAGCACAGCUGCAGGGGCAGGGGCAGGGACUAGUAGGAGGGACUUUAAUGACCCGGGCACCAGGUAGUAACUCAGCAGGCAUGCAAACUAGCAGUGCCUACGUGCCUCCUGCCCAGAUGUCAAACGCCCAUACGACUCCUGCCCCAGCGCCUCCUGCGCAAGUGGCUGCUGCUGCCAAGGUAGCUGCCCUGCUUGCCUCUUCUCCGGCACACGCCGCACCAAUCAGGCCUCGCACUCCUGUUCCGCCCACUCCUGCCCCCCCCACUCCUGUUCCCCUUACCCCGGUUCCCCCCGCUUCUGUUCCGCCCACUCCUGCCCCCCCACCUCCUGUUCCCCUUACCCCAGUCACCCCUGCUCCUGUUCCGCCCACUCCUGCUCCCCCUAGUCCUGCUCCCUCCGUUCCUCUUCCCCCCACUCCUGCUCCCCCCUCUGCAUUGGCUGGUGCUGCUGCCUGCUCUGUCCUGAAGGUGCCUCCUGUACAUCCACCAUUACAGCCACCACUCUCACAGUCACACCCGCCUGCAGUCCAGGCACAUGCGGUACAGUCACACCCUGCACAAGCACAGUCUGUGAAGGGCCCUAUUGUAGCCUCUGUAAGUUUUGCUGUAACACCUGCCGCACUGCCCGCUGACCCUGCUGCAAUGUGUGUCAACGCUGCUGUAGCAUCUGUAGCAGCGGCUGUAGCACCUCCUGCACUGCCCACUGACCCUGCUGCAAUGUGUGUCGGCCCUGCUGUAGCAUCUGCUAACGCUGCUGUAGCGUCUGCAACCCCUGCUGUAGCAUCUGCAACCCCUGCUGUAGCAUCUGCAAUCCCUGCUGUACUGCUGGCUAACCCGACAGCGGUAGCCAAACCAGCACCACCAGCAGUGCCGGCAGCAGUGCCAGCAGCAGUGCCAGCAGCAGCACCAGCAGUGCCAGCAGCAGUGCAGGCAGCAGUGCCAGCAGUGCCAGCAGUGCCAGCAGUGCCGGCAGUAGUGCCGGCAGUAGUGCCAGCAGUGUCAGCAGUGGCGGCAGUAGUGCCAGCAGUGCCAGCAGCAGGAGAUGCUGCUACGGCUGCAGGUGCAAAGGCAGCAGCAGCGGCUCCUGAAGCUGCAAAGGCAGCAGUAAUAACUGCUGUUGCUGGUGCUGCUGUUGCCGGUACUGCAGGGCCAGCAGCAGCACCAGUAGCUGCAGACGUGACAGGAGCAGCACUAGCAGCAACACCAGUAGCUGCAGGGCCAGCAGCAGCAGCAGGAACAACAUCGCCACCAGCAACACCAGCAGCAGCAGUGGCAGCACCAGCUGCAGCAGCUGCGGCACCAGCUGCAGCAACAGCAGCGGCGGCACUGGCAGCAGCAGCAGCGGCACCAGCUGCAGCAGCGGCGGCACCGGCAGCAGCAGGGGCGGCACCAGCAGCGGUUGAAGUGCCGAAAGCUGCAGCAGGAGGCGCAGCAGCAGCAACACGAGCAGCAGCAGCAACACCACUGCCAGUACCGCCAGUGACCAAAGCACUGGCCAGUGCCGCAGAAUCAAUUGGAACUGAGGGCGCAGCAGCAGCAGUGGUGGCAGCAGCAGCUGCAACGAGUGCAGCAGAAUCAACCGCUGCAGCACAGUCAGGCAGCACAACACCAACUGUGGCAACAGCAACAGCAACACCACCGCCAGUGGCCAAAGCACAGACGAGUGCAGCAGAAUCAGCCGCUACUGAGGGCCCUGCAGCGCUUUCAGGCAGCACAACACCAAUCGCCCCAUUGGCCUCUUCCUGUCUAACAACAACCACAGUCACACCUGUUACAAUAACAUCCUCAUCUACAGUUGCACCUGUUACAGUAACACCUUCAUCUACAGUUGCACCUGUGAUAGUAUCACCCUCAGCCACAGUCACACCUGUUACAGCUGCACCCACAGUGACACCCACAAUGACACGGACUGUAAGACCAGAAGUAACACCCACUCCCUUAACAACUGAAGGAACCAAGGGCUCCGUCAACCAAGGCAAGAGUGAGGCCAAGUCUCUUGCAGUAGAUCCUUGUAGGAUACCAGUGGUCUCAGCAGCAGCAGACUCAGCAGCAGCGCCAGCGGCAGGUCCUUGUAAGAUACCAGUGGCUCACGCUUCCAAUGCAGCAUCGACUCACACUCCCAAGGCUGCAACCUUGCAAACGUCCGAUGCAACAUCGACACCCACUCCUAAGGCAGUGACUGUGCAACCCGCCGAUGUGGAUGGAGAAGUAGCAGGAAGGGCAGGGGAGGCGUCAGUACCACCAGUGCCUGCAGCAGCAGCAGCAGCAGCAGCGAGCAGAGCAGCAGCAGAUUCAGCAGCAAGUGCAGCAGGUGUGCCUGGGCCAGCAGUGGCGACAGCAGCAGCUGCUGCUGCGUCAAUGGCUGAUCUGCCGAGUUUUGCUACCAAAGCCCCACUCCCCCCUGCUUCCUCACCAAUCCUCACUGGGCCAGCUGCAUCUGCCCCAGUCACACCUCUUGCCCCAGUUGUACCUCCUCCAGUUGUGCCUGCUCCAGUUGUGCCUGCUCCAGUUGUGCCUGCCCCAGUUGUGCCUCCCCCAAUUCAACCUCCCCCAGUUGCACCUGCCCCUGCUGUAGCACCUGUCUCAGGUGUACCUGCUCCAGUUGCAGCCUCCCCAGUGGUGCCUUCUUCAGUUGAUCCGGCUGUGCCUGCUACAGCAGCAGCUGCAGCUACACCCGCUGGUGCUACAGCAGCAGCUGGUGCUACAGCUGCAGCUGCUAUAGUCACUCCUGUGACAGUAACGCCUGCAGCUAUUACAGCGGCACCUCCCUCAGUUGCUGCUGUUACAGCUGCACCUCCCCCAGUUGCUGCUGUUACAGCUGCACCUGUUUCUGUGAUUCCCUCUGAAGUGGCAGCCCCAGCGGUGGCAGCACGAGCAGAGGGAGAGAAAGAGAGAGCGAAGGGAGAGAAGAGGGGAGGAGAGGGAGAGAAGAAGGGAGGAGGGGGAGAGAAGAAAGGAAGAGGGGGAGAGAAAAAGGGAGGAGAGGGGGAGAAGGAGGGAGAAGAGGGAGAAACGAAGGGAGGAGAGGGAGAAACGAAGGGAGAAGAGGGAGAAACGAAGGGAGAAGAGGGAGAAACGAAGGGAGAAGAGGGAGAAACGAAGGGAGUAGAGGGAGAAACGAAGGGAGGAGAGGGAGAAACGAAGGGAGUAGAGGGAGAGAAAGGAGCAGAGAGAGCAGAGAGAGAGGAGGGAGUGAAGAAGGGAGCAGAAGCGACAGUUCUGACUGGAGCAGCUGAGGCAGAGCGUAAUAGUUUGAAGGGAUUGCAGCGAUCAGCACAGGUGACGGAGGGAGCAGCAGCAGCACCUGAUGCAGCAGCACCUGAAGCAGCAGCACCUGAAGCAGCAGCACCUGAAGCAGCAGCACCUGACGCAGCAGCACCUGACGCAGCAGCACCUGAAGCAGCAGCACCUGACGCAGCAGCAGCACCUAAAUCAGGAGCAGAAGGAAUCAAGCUGGUAGUAGCAGGAGCAGGAGCAAAAGCAAUCAUGGCGAUGGGUGUAGCAGCAUUGGCAGAGGGAGAGAACGAGGCAAGGGAGAAGAAGAGAGCGGCAAGGGAGGGGAGGGCGAAGGAGGAGCGUGAAAGUACGGAAGUGGAUGGGGAGGAAGGGGGUGGGAAGAGGGGGGAUGACAGAGGGGGUGAUGGGAUGGACAUCGACGGGGGAGAGGAAGAUGGAAGGAGGAAGGACGGGAGAGAGGGUGAGGGUAUGGAGAUAGACUGCAGAACGAGCAGCGAGAUUGGUGAGAAUGGGGAGAUGAUCGGAGCGAAGAAGAGCGAAGAAAUUGACGGGGAGAUGAAGGAGGGGGGAGGGGAGGGAGGAAAAGAGGGGGUGGGAGGAGAGCCGCUGGCAGUAAGCUACGAAUAGACAGGCGAGCGAAUCCUAUGAAGAUAGGGUAGAGAAGAAGCAUCUUACAGGCAGUAGCAGCCGUUGUAGCAGUAGCGGGAGUAGCAAGCAGCUGUAUCAAGCCAAACUGCACUAGCACUAAGCAGCCCAAUUUCCUUGGGUCGAUGGUAGACGGACGGUGGGCCGAUGGGGAUGGUAGUGUCGAUGUGACUAUCCAUCAGCAAUUGCCGAACGUGAUCAAAGACGUGUAUAGGGAGGACAAUAGGGAGGACAAUAGGGAGGACAAAGAGGAGGAGAAGCAUAGGAAGAGGAUAUGGAGACAGAUGGGCUGGUAUGGGUGGGGCUUCGGAAGGGCUGGGUUGAAGCUCCAAGAGCCUGGAGCCAAGCGAAGAGCGUUGAGAGAUGUGAGAGGGCUGCUGUGCUGAAGCUCCAAUGGCGGAACCUUCUGCUGACUUCCGUAUGUGGAGUGACAAGAACAUGUUUGGAGUGGGUAAAGGAACAGUGCAGUUGUGAGUGCGACUUUGCAUGGCUGAUGGUGUACCACAUAUCAACAGGAUUCCAGUCUGGACUGCAUAAGGAAGCAACGUGUUGCCGGUUGGGCUGGGUGCACUCGAUUUGUGCUUCCUCAAGUGCAAUCUCUCACCUGCCUGACCCCAGUUUGCUGACAUUACUGAUUGACUUGGCUGCAGAGCUAAUCUGCUGCCUAGCUCCUGCAUCCUCACGCUCCAGGAUGCCAUUUCACAGCUAGUAAUUUAGGGCCUUUGUUUUCUUUUGCUCGCUUGUUUUUUUCGUUCAAUAGAUUCCAGCUCAGGGUAGAAAAUUAUGCUGGAGAUAGGAAAGUAGUGGUAGACGUAGUGUUGGUUGUAUCCUUCACCUAACCUUUCAAAAAGGCAAGCG
Molecule: messenger RNA, 9438 nt
Organism: Closterium sp. NIES-67
Lineage: Eukaryota; Viridiplantae; Streptophyta; Zygnematophyceae; Desmidiales; Closteriaceae
Source: the annotation of a GenBank genome assembly